Mycena citricolor is the source of this 4024-nucleotide messenger RNA. Lineage: Eukaryota; Fungi; Basidiomycota; Agaricomycetes; Agaricales; Mycenaceae. The record is from the annotation of a GenBank genome assembly.
CUUCGUGGCACCUCUAGCGAUGAAGCGCGAACCCUUUCAGAGCGCAUCAGCGAUGACGUGGGUCAGACACGCACGGGAAGGACUUGAAUGUCGUCGAAGAGACGGUCCCGACGGGAUCUGACCCCGUGUUGUUAUAGCCACACGCGCCAACGUCCGGCGUAAAGUAGAAAACUGCGGCAGAACAGGACCAUCCGAGUCAACACACGAGUGCACAGAAAAUCAGAGAUCGAACCGUUCCCAACGGUAGAGGCCUCGGCUGCAAGCCCUGCGCCGAGAAAGAGGAGAGCGGGGAGAGAAAUACGGGGGAAGAGCAUUGUUCAGGGAGUUGCCACUUGAAUACAGGGUGAGGGACUUUAUAUUGAGUCACUCUCCUUCCGAUGAGGAAGGGCCAAGUCCCGUGUUCGACUGCUUCUAGAGAAUGGAGGUCGAAAGUGGCGCACUCGAUUGAUCCUGUAAGGGACGGAAAUGAACGUGAGGAAUGCGUUCGGCCUUUGAACGUUCCAUAUUUCUUCGCGCGUGAAAAUCCUCCAGAGCGCCACCGGAGCACGUGGUUUCAUAGUGUAGCGGCUCAUCACACAAGAUUCUGACAUUAGUCGUCUGGUUUCUUGAGAUCCCGGUUCGACCCCGGGUGAGACCUCGAGUACUGCCUCCGUUCCUUUUUGGGAGUCCCCCAUCUUUGGUCCUAUUGCGGUGCGCCUGCUGCGUCCGCAUUGCAUAGAUCUCAGUAGCUGCGAUGUUUCCCAAGGUUUCGGCGUUUUCAUCAUUAAUCGACCCCGAUUGAGGUGCAAGCAAAACACAAGGCGCGAGUGCGAGAUUGGUCUGGGAUACUGCACGCACGACUCCGACGACAGGACCACAGGAUCACUAGUUAGGCUUGCGAUGGCAAUCUUCUGUGGACAGCGGUGAGAGGCUGCGCUCCAGUCCUUCGCUUCGGGGACCCUCGCGCCUGGCUCGAUCUGCAACGCACCGGCCAUCCACUCGACAUCCCGUUUCGAGCACCUGCCACGGGGCCAAUACCUCCGUUGCCUUAGCAAGCCCAGGUACAGUCCCCGCUCUUUCUAGCACUUCGAUAGGCCCGCCACCACGAGAAGCUGCCGACCUCACAACGUUUCCCGAAUCUGACCCAGGCACCCAAGCCGCGAAGGUCCCCGCCAGACUCUUAAUGCCAGAGCCGGGUACCUUUCAAGCUCCAUAACAUGCUCUGGCCCCGCCAGCCAUUGUCUUGCCUUUUGCAUUGUAGCGCUUCUUCAUCGAGAGGCAAGCUGAGUCGUUGGGGGCUCGAAAAGAGCCGAGGCGCUGACACUACCAGGCACGACAAGAGACCCCAGUAAGCGCGCGGAAGGGUCCCUGGUCACGGCGGAAGGGAGAGUUUCCAUUGGUGGCCAUGGGGGAUUUGCCGUUGCCCCAGAACUUGUUCGAGCUCACGAUACACCUUGUUGGCAGCCUUGGUGUCCGAUGAUUCUUGGGUAUAAGGGGAUCGAUGACCGUCGUGCAGACGCGGACGGAUCUGGCACGCCCGUUCUCUGCGUUCGUUCUACCGACCUCUCGAGCUUUAGCAACGUGCUGAUGUACAAGGUUAGUGGAAUACUCUUACAUAGGAUGCAGCAGCUGUAACGCACGGUGCGAGGAGCUUUCAUGGCAGGAAUGUCGUCUCAUCACUUCAGUCUGAGACCAUUCGCCGAUGCGGGCAAGUCGUCCUGCACCUUGACCCCAUCCCGCCCAUCCAUAUCAUCAGUGCCAAAAGGACAGGACUCGGGGCCAGGCCAAUUCCGGCUCCCUUCUCGCCAUACCUUCCCUCUUUUCAUUCCGGCGUCCUCCCUAGAUCGGCGACUGCUGCCUGAGAUGCAAGGACGUUGCUGCGAUUGCACGGACGAGCGGAGCUGCGCGAGUCGUCUUUGUCUCCGUUGAAUUCGAUCGUUAGAUUCUCAAGAAGAGGAGGUGCGGAAGAGAAUGGGCGAGAGAGGUUCUAGGUGGGGACACAAGAACCCGAAGUCGCAGUCGCAAUCGCAGUCGGAAACCUGUGUCACAUUGCUUUGCUCAGUCAUCUUCACCGGGGGCGGGAUGGAGUGGCCAUAUUGUCGAUUAUAUUUCCAUUCGCCGUGGCCGAUGAGUCAUAUCGGCCACGGUCUGCAGGACACUCCUCGAUCGCGGGGAGAGCAUGACAGUCGCGGACUCGAAGCAAAUGACUUGUGACCGAAUGUGACACGCACAACUGCCUCUCACCGAGUGUCGUGCUGGACCAGUCUCAUCUUCCUCUCGCGAAAGACAGGCUCGCAAGCACUUGAAGACACAGCACCUGGCUGUUGGCAUGCGCUAUGGACAAUGCGCUUGAUCGCUGCACAGAUGCGCUUUGUGCAGUGGCACGCGCUUUGCCCACCCCAAAGCGCCGACUCCACUAUAUGAGAACAAGCCAGACCUGCCAUGACGCUCACCGACUCCGCGCCUGUGUCCCGCUACAAUGAAACAAAUCCGGCAGCCACUCGUCUCCGUCUCGCGCAAGGUCAAGAACUCGGCGAAAAAACUGUCCACCCGAUUCACCCGAUGGAAGAGGAGCGGGUUUUUGUGGGCGGUGGAACUCGAAGGGACUCGCACCUCUCUCCGGAGCACUGUGCGCGAGAUGAGACCGUUUCCCCGCCGCCACUUCGCAUUCGCCCCUGGCGAGCGCGGUAACCAGCACGAGACGUUGGGAGCACAGAUCCAGGAGCAGGAAGCCCAUACCGCAUACUCACUGAAACUCUCUGAAGUCACCACGCAUGACCUCGCGUCUUCGAAUAUCUCCGAAAGCGCGCAGUCCGGUUCCGACGCUUUGUUGCAAUUCCAAUUGCUCCACAACCUUGUCCCGACCUUCGAGCUCCAGACCGACGCUCUGGAAGUCUCGCUCGCUCUCUGCCCAGACAUCCCCGGUCUUCUCUCGACGAUUCACGCGCACCAGAACAUACUCGAUCCGACUAACCCGACGUCCAGCCUUCUCGAAAGCCCACGAUCCGAAGCUACUGACCUGCUACAGAAGCAGGGGGUCGCCCAGCUCGAGGUCUGGAGGACCGAUAUGCAAGGCAGCGAGCGACGGCAACAGGUCCGCGUUCUCAUCGCCUUUCUGCGCCAACACCUGCCUGGGCUAUACGUGGAGGCUCCGCUUUCCAAGUCCACUCGCACCCUGCGCAAACGAGCCCGAGAGUUUGACGAUGACGAGGGCGGCGACGACCGGCACGGCAAGCGCUCUCGUGUCGGUGCCCCGGAACCGGGAAGAUCGGGUACUGUCGAUCCAUGGCCAGCAUCCGGCCACAGCUCGGGGGAUCGUCGCUUCGCCAGCUGUCACAGGGCCCGACUCCUCCGUCGCGGCCAGCUGCGCGAGGCGCGGUCGAGCCCUUUCCACCGCUGUUCAGCGCGGCCCCGUGAUCGCUCUGCCAAGCCUGACUUGCUGCACCACCUGGAGAAUGCGCCGUGUUGCUCUCACCGCGCUGGAAGGACGCGCAAGCAGCCGUUGUAUCCCCCCUCUCUAUUUGCAUCCGGCGAGUCUGAUUGAAUUCGGGGGCUCUUGUACUCAAAGGGACCGUGUUUUGACUCGGAAAUGCUAGAUGAUUGGUGUCUGUCUGCAAGGGUAUUGAUGUCUGUGUGAAAUGUGUGGGCUCUGAGCACCAUUCACUCGUCAGAUUGUGAGUGUCUGCACUGUGCAACCGCUCUUGCGGGGUAAUUCUCGCCUAACCAGCGGAAGAUUGAUGGGGCAAAAGAACACGAGGCAAGCCGUAGACAGGAGAAGAGGUGGAAUCCCAAAAAGAACGGAUAGGUCUCACUCGGAAUAGGACUGGUAUGUCAAGAAUGGGAUGCAAGCAACCGGGAAAUCAUGUGUCGUGCACAGGAAUUGCCUGCAUGUUUGCUCGGCAAUCAAGAGUACUAGACGUAGGCGGAGACGGCGAUAUUACUAACCAAAACAAGUCAUAUAGAGAAUACAAGGUCGCACCCGGGGUCGAACCGGGAUCUCAAGAAUGGAACACGCAGGCAGUUUCAAAAUCUUGUGUGAUGAGCC